AUGAUUAAUUCGAUGGUGACUUCUCCAACGCAAUCACCCCGUUAUUAUUUUGGUCCAAGUCGUUUAUUAACUCGUCAUAUUCAAUUAGUGACAAAGGAUGAUACACUCGAUUUUACAAUAACUGGAGGAAAUGGUAUACAACCAAUUCAUGUGGCUAGCGUUGUUUGGGCAUCACAAGCGUAUACACAAGGAAUGAGACCGGGUGAUGAAAUUAUCAGUGUUAAUCAAAUACCAUUUAAAAAUAUCACCUAUUCACAGGCCGUUGGAAUAUUGUAUUCAACACCUCGUUUGGAUAUAAUUAUUCGUACAUUACGUGUUUAUCCGUUAGAUGCAACACUUUAUGAUUGGUAUAAUCCGAGAUUAAAACGUGCCACAUCGCCUCCGCCAGGAAAUUAUUUAGCACAAAAUGCACAGUUACCUUAUUUUGAAAAAACCGUGAACUUACAUGUUCGAUCGGGUCGGCGUUUAGGUUUAAUAAUUCGUGGUGGAGCCGAAUAUGGUCUUGGCGUAUUUGUUAGUGGAAUUGAUAAAGAUUCAUUAUCCGAACAAGCUGGACUAAGGAUUGGUGAUCAAAUACUGGAAGUAAAUGGAAUCGACUUUCGUCGUAUAACGCAUAGCGAUGCUGUCCAGAUCUUGCGUACACAUAAUCAAAUGCAAUUUCACAUUCGACAAUUGGACAAACUGCCACAACCGAAACAGCAGCAACAAAUAUCAACACAGCCAAGUCGUGUAUCAUCGCCUAUUCUUUCACAAAAAUAUUCGACAACUCCUUCCACAUCUGAUACUUCCACUCAACCGAGACGUGUUCUUCCACAACGUCCGCAUAGUCGUCGUUCAUCAUCCUAUGAAUCGGUUAUUUUAGCCGAUAUCAAUCGUCAUGUAACCAAAGAUGGCUAUUCUCAAGAAGACGCAAGAUUGAUUAAUUACUAUCUUACGUCAUAUAUACAACGAAAAAUAACCAUUGAUGAUAUGGCACAACCUUUACUAGAUGUGAUCAAAUACAAUCAACGUAAAAAUUAUUUGUUGGAAUUAAUUCGUGAGUUAAUUCGUCAUGAAGACGUUGACCGUUUUGAUAUUCAUACAUUACGAGAAGAUUUAAAUAGUUUAAAGUUGUCACAUGAACGUUUGUUACAUCAAUCACUAUCAGCAGCUACGUCUCCGUUAACCAUGUCCAAAUCUGUUGAAAAUCUUGAAUAUCGUCGACGUCCAUUAUCAUCAUCGACGAAUCGAUAUAUGAAUGGCAAUGAUAGAAAUGCUAAAAGUAGAGACUCCAGUCCGAAUGAUAUUUUCAAACCAAAUGAACGUAUACUAAGACCAAAAUCACUUCAUAUUGAGAGAUAUGAAAAUGAAUCGAAUCAUUAUUCAACAAGACAAGACGAUCGAGAAAAUUAUCCGCCAUCGUCACACCAUUAUCCUCAAACUUCCAUUUCAACGCCAUCGCCUGCCGCAUUAUCACGAACAAAUUCAUCGUCACAAUUAAGAAAAGCAAAAAGCCUAAGUAAUGUUGGACCGAGUAGUUCACAAACAUCACCAAAAAUACGAAAUAAAAAUCUGGUACAUAUUCAAAAAUCAUAUACAAAUUUAUCAUCAACAGAUGGUGAAAUCAUUGACGAUUUCUUAAAGGAUUAUGGUGAAGCAUAUCCAAUAACCAUCCAUAAAAUUCGUCCAACAUUAGGUGUUGCCAUUGAAGGAGGAUUAAAUGAUAGAAUACCAAUACCGAGAGUUGUCUACUUACAGCCUGAUGGUUCCGCUUAUUUAUCAUCGGGUUUACGUGUUGGUCAUCUAAUUUUGGGUUUAAAUGGUUAUUCAAUGAAAGGUUUAUUACAUCGUGAAGCGGCUAUGUUUAUUGCCAGUGCAUUCAAAGAUCAUUCAACAUCAAAAAUGGAUUUAAUGGUUUCAGAACCAAAUCAAUAA
This is a messenger RNA of Didymodactylos carnosus, 1914 nucleotides long. The record is from the annotation of a GenBank genome assembly. NCBI's taxonomy places the organism in Eukaryota, Metazoa, Rotifera, Eurotatoria, Philodinida, Philodinidae.